This is a messenger RNA of Enterobius vermicularis (human pinworm), 453 nucleotides long. NCBI's taxonomy places the organism in Eukaryota, Metazoa, Nematoda, Chromadorea, Rhabditida, Oxyuridae. The record is from the annotation of a GenBank genome assembly.
AUGUACUAUAUAAGAAGCGUGCGUCACGUUGCAGCGUCAUUUGCGUUUGCAGCGGUUGUAAUCUCUUCUGUUGUUGCUUGUAAGAUGCCACCAAAAGUUUCUGCUAAAGGUGCAAAGAAAGCUGUCAAAGCUCAGAAGCCGAAGACUGGUGGGAAGGCGAAAAGACGCUUGAGGAAGGAGUCCUAUUCGGUUUAUGUAUAUCGGGUGCUCAAACAGGUACAUCCAGAUACCGGCAUCUCGUCCAAGGCAAUGUCGAUCAUGAACUCGUUCGUUAAUGACGUAUUUGAGCGAAUUGCGGCUGAAGCAAGCCGGUUGGCCCAGUACAACAAACGAACUACUAUUUCGUCCCGUGAAAUCCAAACGGCAGUUAGGCUGAUUCUGCCUGGUGAGCUGGCGAAGCAUGCAGUUUCGGAGGGCACGAAGGCAGUCACGAAAUACACUAGCUCAAAAUAA